Diospyros lotus (date-plum) is the source of this 1169-nucleotide messenger RNA. RefSeq lists its product as uncharacterized. Lineage: Eukaryota; Viridiplantae; Streptophyta; Magnoliopsida; Ericales; Ebenaceae. The transcript is spliced from 8 exons. The coding region runs from base 66 to 1169 and encodes 367 amino acids. The record is from RefSeq and is a predicted model, not a curated record.
UUUCACUCGUAUGAAAACCGGAACAGUGACCGGAAAAGCAAGUGUACGUUUGUUUGCAGCAUCCGAUGUUUAGGGGGAUCGAGAUUUGCAAUAUUCCGGUCCAAUUUCCGGCGACGAGCAGCCGAUUCGGAGACAUAAUACCGAGGCACCCUGUUCAUAGAAGGAAUCCAAAAACAUCGUUCUUUCUUCGAGGUACUGCGGCAGAAAAUUCAAAUCUAACUGAUGCGUCGGCGUCGGAAUUCCCAAAUCGGAUGUUCAUCAUGGGAAUGGGCUUUGUCGGACAGUAUUUUGCUGAGGAAUUGAGGAACCGAGGAUGGACUGUGUGUGGGAGUUGCACAAACCAUGUGAAGAAGAAGAAAUUUGAGGAAAUGGGAUUUGAUGUUCACCUUUUUGAUGCAAAUGAACCAGAAGUGGAAAUUCUGAAUGUUCUCAACCAUCAUUCUCACCUCCUUGUCACCAUCCCUCCCCUCGUUGGUAUUGGUGAUCCGCUAUUGCAAUACGAAGAACUUGUAAAAAGUACGCUAAUGGUUGGAAACCUCAAGUGGCUCUGUUAUUUGUCAUCUACAGGCGUCUAUGGAAAUUGUGGGGGUGCUUGGGUGGAUGAGGAUUAUCCGGCAAGCCCUACCGAUGAAAAGGCUAGAGCAAGGUUAGCUGCCGAGGAAGGAUGGUUAAAAUUGGGCUAUGGUCUAGGUAUCUCGACACAAAUAUUUCGACUUGGAGGUAUCUAUGGCCCCGGUAGAAGUGCAGUGGACACCAUAAUCAAGAGGGAACCUUUGUCUAAAAUGCAGAGAAUAAGGGCAUCCAGGCAGUACACUUCACGAGUACAUGUCGCCGACAUUUGUCAAGCCCUUUGGGCAAGUAUUUACAAGCCUUGCCAGGGAAAAAUCUACAACGUAGUAGAUGAUGAGCCAGCCCCACGAUUACGAGUGUUUUCAUAUGCAUGGGACUUGGUCGACAGGAAAUGGCCCGGACAUUUGGAUCAAACCGCAUUUCCCCGAACAGAGAAAUGGAUUUCUGACGAAACACAUUCCAGGGCCGAGAAGCGAGUCUCAAAUGCUCGUAUAAAGGAAGAGCUUGGAAUUAGGUUACUUCAUCCAGAUUAUAAAUCCGGAUUGAAAAGCAUUAUCGAUCACAUGGAUGAUCCCUUUUGUAGACUCAAUCUUUCAUAA